Aspergillus terreus NIH2624 is the source of this 948-nucleotide messenger RNA. RefSeq names its product ribonuclease P subunit p30 family protein. Gene Ontology annotation, molecular function: RNA binding. Gene Ontology annotation, biological process: tRNA processing. The transcript is spliced from 2 exons. Bases 1 to 948 code for a protein of 315 amino acids. NCBI's taxonomy places the organism in Eukaryota, Fungi, Ascomycota, Eurotiomycetes, Eurotiales, Aspergillaceae. Gene Ontology annotation, cellular component: nucleolar ribonuclease P complex. The record is from RefSeq and is a predicted model, not a curated record.
AUGUUCUAUGAUCUCAACGUUCCUUACAGUCCGGAUGAUCCCGAGAUCUCCGCGACCCUAAACUUUCUCGCCGAACUCGGUUACACAACAGUCGCUCUCUCCCAGAGUCUCAGUGGGAAACUCCCUCCUAAUCCGACGCCCCCGUCCACGCCACCCAAUGUACCAAAGGGCCUGACGCUAUUGACCCGCAUGAACCUGACCGUGUCGGACCCGGCGCAGAACCAACGCCUCACCAGCCUGGCGCAGGUCUACGAUCUGGUGGCCCUUCGCCCAACCACAGAGAAGGCCCUCCUGAAUGCGUGUACCAGUAUGGAAUGCGACGUGAUUUCGCUUGAUCUCUCCGUGCGACUGCCGUACCACUUCAAGUUCAAGAUGCUUUCGGCCGCUAUCGCACGUGGUGUCCGCUUUGAGAUCUGUUAUGGUCCCGGGGUCACUGGCAACGGACUUGAGGCGCGACGGAAUUUGAUCGGAAAUGCCAUGGCGUUGAUCCGUGCAACACGCGGGCGGGGCAUCAUCGUGUCAAGUGAAGCCCGAAGAGCGCUGGGGGUUAGGGCGCCAUGGGAUGUGAUCAACCUGGCGUGUGUCUGGGGGUUAUCACAGGAGCGUGGGAAAGAGGCCAUCUGUGAGGAAGCGAGGAAAACAACUGCGCUGGCGAGGUUGAAACGGACCAGUUGGCGGGGAAUCAUCGACGUUGUGGAUGGUGGAGAGAAGCCGAAACCGAAGCCGGAAAAGCUACCGCUCAAUCAGAAGAAAACCGCCUCCAAAACAAAAGAAGCUCCCAACCUCGAAGGUAAUGGGGACAGCUUGAAGAGGAAAGCAUCUAUCGGGUCCGAGGUAGUCGUCGAAGAGGUCGAGAAGCCUUUAUCUAAGCGGGAGUUGAAACGCAGAGCUAAGAAGGCUCGGGUGGAAGCUGCCGGUGGAGAGGACGGAACGCUCGCAAAUACUUAA